UAUACCAAUCAUUAUGUUAAAUUAUCCAAAAAAUAAUCAAAAUCAUUUUUAACUAUUGAGAAAAAGUACACAAUAUAAAUUUGAGAUCAGUUAAAAUUCCCAUUCGACCAAAAGACCUAAUCCAACAUUUUCGGCCUAGCGCAAUGUCCCAUGAUAUGACUCAAUUUCUAGGUGGAGUCCGCCGCACUCCACAAGAUCGGGCCAGAACAACCAGGACCAAGGUGGGAACUGGGCUCAUCGCAACGGUCGUUGACAGAUCAGGAGCUGCAACAGCCAGGUCCACUCAAAGGCCACCAAAUGGUGGUGGUGCAGCGCACCAACCGAGGUGGAAUCAAAGGCCACCAGUUGGAGCAACUGCAGCGGCGGGAGUUGCACCCAAGAGGCCCGUAAAUCGAGUGAGACCCCAACCGGGGGUAACAGCCGAGCCAGGCGGAGCAGUUCCCAAGAGAGCAACUGGUGGUGGUGCGACUAGGGUCAUCCAAACCACUGCCACCUCCACGUUGCGUCGAAGGCAAGUGCCCCCGCCUCCUCCCAGGCUGACCAUUCCCCGCCGCACCAACGAGAUCAAGUGGAUCAUGAAGCCAUCACUAUGCUUUGUGCCGUGCAGCGAAUCCUCUUCCGAGGACAAUAUCGCCGAUAAGUCCGAUAUUCCCCACGAGGGGGAUGAUGAGCUGGCCACCAAAGUGGACAAGACCAGGAGCAGUCGAAGAUUGACGGCUGAACACGUUGGCCAGGCAAAAAACAAGGUGCGAUCCUCUCGCAUGUUCCGUGUGCCCAGCCAGCGAAUCAUGCGUGUCGAGGAGCUGAAGCAGGCCCAGCUGCAGCAGAUGCAUCCGCGAAAGACGAGGACACAGAACCAGACCCAUUCCAGCAGUCUAUCACGAAGUAGGUCUCCUAACUGGUCAGCCAGUCGGUCACCAAGUCCAUUGCCCCAUCAAUCGCCCUCUAGGUAUCCAGGCAGCCCGUCCAGUCGUCCAGUAAUCCAACCCAAUCCCAGUCGCCUGCCAUCGGACGAUGAGGAGCAGCAGCAGCAGCAGCAGCAGCAGCAGCAGCUGAAGGAUGUGCCCCUCGAAGCUUCCAGACCCGUAACCCAGCUACCCGAACCGACGUCCGGCCUGAUUUCCUGCUCGCCCAGUCCGAUCGCAAGUCCCUUUCCCAGUCAAAGUCGCCUCCAGAGUCCAAGCAUUAGUGGUACCUGUUGGAACUCCAGCUGCUGUACCAUGGAGACUUGUGUAAAAAGUUCUACUUCCAGCUCAACUCAAUACUCGACCCCCAGCAGCACCAACAGCAGCAGUCUCAGCACCAGUGGAAGCGAAUGCCGAGGUGGGCACACGAUGCCCGUCACCAAGCGAUUGAGUCGUCCAGUCCGGAUGGCCACAGGUAGAUGGGGCACCAAAGCCAUCAAGCUGACCUCGACGGUGAUUGAGAUCAUUAAGCCGGCCACAUCGACAGAGGCCAAGAGAUUCCCCGAAGCUCCCAGGAAGAAAGAGGUGGCUGCUCCACUUCAGGCCAAGAUCAACUCAGCUUUUAAACCAAAAGGACAGGCGGAAACGAGGCAGGCCAUGAAUGCACCCAUGGUCCAAUCGAUUGCGCCACCAAAGUUCACGCCAAAGGUUCAGGUGCCCAAUCCAAUCAGUCAGUCGGUUAACCAUGUGGUCAAUCAACUGACAGCCCAACUUAAGGAGGCCGCGAUGGUUCAGUCGAAGGAUGAGCACAAGCAGCCGAGGGAACAGGCUCUAAAGGAUCAAGAUGUCUACCAAUCGUGGACAUCAAAGGCUCCAUCGAGAAAGCCCUCCUUUUAUCUCCUCAUGAAUCAGCCGGAAAACCAGCCAGAGACUUCAUCAAACGAACCUUCCAAGGAUGCGUGGGUUAUUCAACCGAUGGAGCAACCAACGGAUACAUUUAUAAAUUUGUAUUCAAAUCCGCCAAGGGAUCAAACGUGGAAACAGCACACCAAUCAUUAUUUGGACGAAUCUAAAGACCAUCCGAGGCUACAUUCAAGUCGUUAUAUGAAUCCAUCAAAGGUUAGCGCGGUUAACCAGCAGAUAAAUGAGUCAAUCGGCCAGGCUGGGCGGCAUUUGAUGAGUCUUAGUGCAAAUCCUCCAAAGUACACGAUUCCGCCAAAGAACUGGGAAAAAAAUCCAUCGCAAAGCCAGUUGAAUUCCUUAAUACCUCAGUCGAGAGUCUCAAAGAAUCCAUACAUUGGGGAAUCCAACAGACUAUCUAAGCUUCAGGUCAAGACGCAGCGAACACCUUCAAGAGUAAAGAGCCCGCCUGUUUCGUUGAACAGGAUCAACCGGCCAUCCACUUCCACUGGCAGCCCGUAUGUGGUUCCUCCUUCUCCUCCACAACCGCAGCAGCAGCAGCAGCAGUCGGAGGGCCCGACAGCCAGCAAGAUUGUCCGAAAAACGCAGCACAAGGUGCCGCGUACCAUGGAGGAUGGCAUCGACAUGAGCUACCAGUACUUCGUAUCUAUCCCUCUCAAGCGUGGCAAGAAGCCGCAGGUGGUGCGCUAUCUCUACCGCCCGAUGGUGCGCCAACUAAACGCACCCACCUCGCCCAAUAGACGCAACUCCAGGCGCUCGAAAAAGAAAGCGGCGGCGGCAGGCGGUGAUGAGCCACCUGCGGCGGAAGAUGGUUCCCAACAGAUGGAUCCCGAUCUGAAAGCUCUUGGCGGCAUGCCACUGCCGCUAGAGGAUCCACCAAGGGCUCCGGAGAAAUCACCAGAGCCGGAGGGUAAAUCGAAAAUCCUCCUUGAUCCGGAAGAAGUGCUGAAUGCUCCAUACGAGGUUCCACCGCUCAAGCUGGAUGCCCGCUUCAAGUCCAUGAUGGAACAGCUGGCCCAGAUGCCGUAUCCCGAGGAGCGUACCAAUCGUCGUCUUCGACGCUCCAACCGCCGAGCACGCGCCGCCGGCGGUGCUGAUCAGGUGCCUCCAUCCGAGCAACACGUGGGCACUGGGGGCGGCGAUGCCGUACGCAAUGAAAUGCGCUCCCUGGAGCAGGUGUCGUCCAUCUGGAAAUCUGGAUCCCGACGGCCCAAGCUGAUUAACUAUCGACCGGAGGCCGAUCGUCUUAGCACGGCCUCCGGAGCCCCCAUCUCGUAUCACACGCCCGUGCAAAUUAGUGAAGUGGACUCGGGCCAUUUUGUGCUGCCGGUGGAACCCAUGAUUCAGGCGAUAACCUACGAUGACAUCGAUCGGAAGGAGAGGGACCAACUGGAGGAACAGCAGCUGCCACUGGAGACAGAGGCGGAGGCUCUUCCUCUAGAGAAACCCCAAGAGGGAGCCACUGUCAUGAUCAAGUCCGUGAGCUUUGAUCCCGGCGACGUGAAGGUGAGUGAAAUCCCUGCCAGGAGCAGCAGCUCCAUCAGCAUCAGCUCCACUUCCAGCAGCAGCUGUGGCAGAACCAAGACCAAGGGACGCCGCACUUUACGUAAGAGCAAGGCCAAGGGAAAGGCCAAAAUCCGCAGGUGAAGAGAAAUUCUUGGCAACAACAGACAAUACACCUUUCGGACAUUUUUUAAAACUCAUCAAAAAUUGCAAGUGAAUUUGUAGGAAUGAAAGCCCUAAUGGUUUUGUAAAACAUUUUGUAAACACAAUAUACAAAAAAAAAAUAGAUGCAAAUUCCCAUUUUAA
Messenger RNA from Drosophila subpulchrella, 3635 nucleotides. RefSeq names its product serine/arginine repetitive matrix protein 2. The record is from RefSeq and is a predicted model, not a curated record. Bases 144 to 3473 code for a protein of 1109 amino acids. The transcript has a single exon. NCBI's taxonomy places the organism in Eukaryota, Metazoa, Arthropoda, Insecta, Diptera, Drosophilidae.